UAUCAAAUGAACAGUUAGCAGUUAACCUCCAAGCUGAGACGGUUCAAACCCGGUCCAGUUACAAAAAAAUAAAUAAAAUUUAAACGUAGAGCUUGGAACCCUGCGGUGUCGUCCCCGCCAGUGCCGCGCACACAGCAUCAGUGAGCCAAGAACAUGAAGUAACGCGACAACAUCAGCUGCUUGUAAUCACCUUUCUGCUUUUCUUUCUCAUCCUUGUCUCUCCUGGCUCUUGCUGGCAUAGAUUGACUUGAGAAUGGAAUACGUCAGCCCAGAAGGACUUCGCUUGGAUGGUCGCCGACCAAUGGAGAUGCGACAAAUUCGUGCAGAGAUUGGUGCUGUAUCCAAAGCAGAUGGUUCUGCCAUUUUUGAGAUGGGUAAUACCAAAGUUAUUGCUGCUGUUUAUGGCCCCAGAGAGGUGCAAAAUAGGAGCCAGCAAAUAAGUAGCCAUGCCCUGGUUCGGUGUGAGUACUGCAUGGCUAAUUUUAGCACUGGAGAUCGCAUGAGGAAAUCUAAGGGUGACAGGAGAUCAACUGAAAUUUCUCUGGUUAUCCGGCAAACCAUGGAAGCAUGUAUACUGACACAUUUAUUGCCUCGUUCCCAGAUAGAUAUUUAUGUCCAAGUUCUCCAAGCAGAUGGAGGAACUAGAUCUGCUUGUAUAAAUGCUGCUACUUUAGCCCUUGCCGAUGCUGGGAUCCCUAUGCGUGAUCUUGUAACUUCCUGUAGUGCUGGAUACCUUAAUAGCACCCCUCUGCUUGAUUUGAACUAUGUAGAAGACAGUGCUGGAGGGCCUGAUGUAACUCUUGGAAUUCUGCCGAAGCUGGAUAAAGUGACACUUCUUCAGAUGGAUUCUAAACUACCAAUUGACAUUUUGGAAAAUGUUAUGCAACUGGCAAUUGAAGGCUGCAAAGCAAUAGCAAACUAUAUUCGAGAAAUUUUACUGGCAAACACAAAGCAACUUGAGUAUCGAAGAGGUGUAUAGUUUUAUAGCAGAAGUAAUGUUUCCUAUUUGCUUCCAGUUUAUGCUCGCGCAUGAUUAUGAUUGCCAAUGCUCUCUGGUUUUUCCAGAUUUGUAGGUUCAUUCUUUCAGCAUUUUUGCGUUUUCAUUUUUUAUGAGAAUUCUCCUGUAUUUACUUGUUUCUCAUUUGUAGAGAGGUGACGGUAGCAUUUGUUUCUCAUUUCUACCAACCUAGUGCAUUGUUUGAAUUUUAGUUGAGAAUUCAAAAGUAAUUUUACACUGAGUAACAUUUUCUUCCUUUA
This is a messenger RNA of Glycine soja, 1257 nucleotides long. Its product is annotated as exosome complex component RRP41 homolog. Bases 254 to 979 code for a protein of 241 amino acids. The transcript has 12 exons. Gene Ontology annotation, cellular component: nucleolus; nuclear exosome (RNase complex); cytoplasmic exosome (RNase complex). The record is from RefSeq and is a predicted model, not a curated record. NCBI's taxonomy places the organism in Eukaryota, Viridiplantae, Streptophyta, Magnoliopsida, Fabales, Fabaceae. Gene Ontology annotation, biological process: poly(A)-dependent snoRNA 3'-end processing; U4 snRNA 3'-end processing; nuclear mRNA surveillance.